Messenger RNA from Chrysemys picta bellii (western painted turtle), 5605 nucleotides. NCBI's taxonomy places the organism in Eukaryota, Metazoa, Chordata, Testudines, Emydidae. The record is from RefSeq and is a predicted model, not a curated record.
GGCCCGUCGCUCUCCCGUGACGUGCCAAUGGCGCCGCCGCGCUCUUGCUGCGCUCCGGAGCCGGAGAGCGGGACGGGGGCUGCUCUCGGGCUGAAGCGGCCGGUGGGCCCGCGGGAGCGAGCAGCCCUGAGAGGCGCCUGGGGCUGCUCAGCGCGGGGUCUUGAAAUGGAAUCAAAGAUCAAACAUACAGUUGUAUUUGCAAUGAAUUGACUUUACCACUCAUUUGUGUUGAAAUGGAGAGUAUUACACAGCUGUUUAGUGAUUUGUGUGAAGCACACAUGACAGGUUUGUCAUGGAAGGUCCAUCUGGGCAGACAGAAGAUCAGCAAGAAAAGGGCUAAGCAAAAUCUAAAAAGAGUUGCAUAUAAUGCCCUGUUCAUGAAUCUUUUUCAGGAGGAGGCACGUAAAGUGCCUUCAAACAUUUCCAGACUUCCAGUGAAAAACAAAGUUUUAAUGCUGUCUUUCAACUUGAGAGUUGGCGGAAUGGGCGCUCAAGCAGAUAGGCUGGAGAAACUCGUGGAGGAACUGGAAACAUCUGAUUGCUUACCAUUUACGGAAAUUAAUUCUAUUCUGGAUCUUCUAGUACAGCUUGUAGGAACUGGUCCCCCUCAGCUUCUACCACAAAAAAAGGACUAUUUUCUGAACAACAAGUAUGUUGGGAGAAAUGUUAAAUAUCAGGGUUAUGAUUAUUAUGAUGUGAGUGUAUUUGAAGCUGAUAUACAGACUUUAAUUACAAAUGAAGAGUAUCAGUUUAAUGACACAAUUCAAAAGACAGUUCAGAUAAUGGAGGCUGCACCCGGCACUGGACUUCCUGCCAUUGGAUUAUUUUCACAGAACUACCCUAUUGGUGACAAGUUUGAGAAAGAAACACGUGUCUCACUCUUUGGUGCUCUUGUCCAUAGCCGUACGUAUGACAUGGACAUCAGGUUGGAUCUGCCACCAGUACCUGACAGUGCGGAUUUGUCUGGACUUGCGAUUAAAGUUCCUCAAAGUAUAGAUCAAUCAGACGAUGAGGGAUUCCAAUCAGCAUCCAAUCUGACUCCUGAUUCUCAAUCGGAACCCAGCAUGACUCCAGACAUAGACCUCUGGGAUGCCGUACUUACUUAUGGACCCAGCAAACGAAGAUGCUGGGAAAGAAUUGGAUGGCAAAACAUCAGUGAUGUCUUAGCACACAUGUAUGAACAUGCAUUCACAAGUGGAUUGAGGAAGUACCUUCAGUAUUAUCGAGCAUGUGUUUUGUCAACACCUCCCACUUUAAGCCUUCUAACAAUCAGUUUUCUCUUCAGAAAAUUAGGACGACAGUUAAGGUAUUUAGCUGAGCUCUGUGGCAUAGGAACAACUGUAUUGGGGAUCAGCAGAGGUGCUGGUGCUUCAUUUCCUACGGGAGUAAGAUUGCUUUCAUACCUGUACAAAGAGGCUCUCAAUAACUGUAGUAAUGAACAUUACCCAGUUCUUCUGUCAUUGUUAAAAACCAGCUGUGAACCAUAUACCAGGUUUAUCUAUGAUUGGGUGUACAGUGGUGUAUUCCGGGAUGUUUAUGGCGAAUUCAUGAUUCAAGUGAAUGAGGAUUAUCUUAGCUUCAGAGAUAAACAUUACUGGACCCAUGGAUAUAUUUUGAUUUCAAAAGAAGUAGAAGAUUGUGUCCCUGUGUUUCUGAAGCAUAUUGCCAAUGAUGUAUACAUUUGUGGGAAAACCAUAAACUUAUUGAAAUUGUGUUGUCCCAGGCAUUACAUAUGCUGGUCAGAUAUCCCUGUUCCUCGGAUUUCUGUUAUUUUUUCCCUUGAGGAGCUGAAAGAGAUUGAGAGAGACUGUGCAGUAUAUGUGGGUCGAAUGGAAAGAAUUGCCCGUUACAGUUCUAUUAGCAAGGAAGAAAAGGAUUUGCGCAUGGAGAUUGCGAAACAGGAGUUGAUUGUUCAUGCUCGAGAAACAGCAAGUAAAGUACUAAAAGCCAUUAAUGAUCAACAAAUAUCAGAAAGAAUGACUUUGGAUGCAAGGAAACGGGAACAGUUUCAGAAAUUAAAAGAACAGUUUGCAAAAGAUCAAGAGCGUCGACUUACGAUGAAACAGGAAGAGAUUGAUGAUGAUUUCAGCUAUGCCCGAGAGCUCAGGGAGAGAGAGAAAAGACUGAAAGCCUUAGAAGAGGAACUGGAAAAAAGGGCAAGGCAAGAAUUAAUUGACCAUUAUAGCAAACUUUCUGAUGAUGCAGCCCGUAGGGAGCAAAGAGCUUUAUGGAAAAUCCAGCGGCACAAACUGGAAACAGCCCGUCUCAACUUUCUAUUAGAAGAUCAAAAAUACAUUGAGGAGAUGCUUGAAAAACUUCCUGAUGGGAAGUACAGGAGGAAAUUAGACAUUAUUCCGCAUAAGCAGUGCCAAACUGUCUCAAUUAUGGAUGCUGUUGUAGAAGAACCGAGCUCUCAGGUAUCUACUGUGGAACCUGUGCAUUCUGACAAUAAUGUUGUCAGAGGUGAUUCUGAAUCUGGACUGAAGAGUAUUACUUCUGCUGAUAAACCAUUGGCUUCGCCCCAGUCAGUAAAUACUCACAUUAAUCAACAUUCUGAGCCAGCUGCAGCAGGGACUGAAUUCCAGCUACUAAGUACAGAACAAACAUGGGAUCCAUCACAGAGUGCUAAUGCUCUUCCUGAAUCCAGUCUAAAUAUUGAGGAUUUCCUACCAGAAUCACAGGAAGAACAACCUGCUGUCGUUGGCUCUUUACUAGAUGAAGGAUCUUUACUAGAUGAAGCAUUUCAAAAUAUUAGCUCAGAACUUCCUGAAACUACUCAAAUAAGUGAAAGUCAGCCUCUUUUGAUAGGAGCACUGCAAGGAGAAGACAAUACACAGUUACAUCAGCAAAGUGAAUAUGAUUUUAAUACAAUUCUCAGGCCAGCUGCUGUUUCACAAGGACAUGGCAGAGUUGGAGAAAAUGUGUUUGUGGAGAGUAGGAGACUUCAGUGGAAUAUUCAUGGACAUGUAUCCAAUGCCAGCAUUAAUGUAGGGGAAUAUGUGCCUCAUGCAGAGACUUCCCAGUCACAUUCAAAUCCAUAUGGACAUUCUUCAGAUUCGCACAUAAAAAUUGGGGAAUAUACCUCUGAAGUUGAAUCUAGUCGGCCUCGCUGGAAUAUUCACGGGCAUGUUUCUACAGCUCAUAUUAAAAUUGGGGAAUAUACGUCAGAGGUAGAGCCCUCAAGGCCUAGAUGGAAUAUUCAUGGACAUGCCUCGGAAGCUAAUAUUAAGAUUGGCGAGUACGUGUCAAACAUAGAGCCUACAAGGCCUCGGUGGAACAUCCAUGGUCAUGCAUCUGAUGCCAAUAUGAAGAUUGGGGAAAAUGUGUCGGAACCUGUACCGUCUAGACCUCGGUGGAGCAUCCAUGGCCAUGCAUCUGAUGCCAAUAUCAAGAUUGGGGAAAAUGUGUCUGAGGCUGUACUAUCUAGACCUCGGUGGAAUAUCCAUGGACAUGUUUCACAAUCACACAUUAAAAUGGGAGACCUAGUUUCAGAUACUGAGCUUUCAAAACCUCGUUGGAGCCCUUUUGGCCAUGCAUCUCAGUCAAACAUUAAAAUAGGAGAGUGGUCUCCAUCCACAGAAACUGAUCCGAUACCUCAUAAUAAAACUAUCUCUGGUCACUCAUCAGACUCUACAGUUCAGACAUGUCUGUACAAUGGAGAAUUUUCUCCCACUGAUGAAAGUAAAAGAGACAAUAAAUCAUCAGAAGGCAAGGAAGAGAUCUUACCCCAAUCACAGUCCUCAGACAGUGUUCCAGUCCUUUCAGAUUCUAAUAUUGAAGGUGAAAAGCAAGAAAACAUCACAGAAGAGAGAGAGAAACAAGAAGUAAUUGCAAAAGAUGUCUGCAAGGAUCUCCCUCUAGAGCUUCCUCAGGGUUCACAGAAAGAGGAACCUGAAAAAUCGAUUGCACUGACUGUUACACCUCAAGAAACUUUACUUUCUGAGGCUUGUGCUUCUGAGACUAAAGAGAAGGAAGAUGAUGAUGAUACGUGGAAGAAAGAACAAGCUUAUCUGAAAGCCUUAUCAGACCAGUAUUGCCUUGAAAAAUACCAAGACAGCUAUGAUUUAAUGUCAGAGUUGCCAGUUUCCCAUCUCUUGCAUCAUGUGAUACCCAGGUCAUACACUUUCCCAGUGGAUCCUUUGGUACAGUCAGCAACAGAUGAAACAGCUGUACAACUUAGUGAGCUUUUAUCUCUGCCAGUGCUGAUGAAACACUCUAUUACUGCUCCACUAGUGUCUCAUGUUUCCCUUGUGAACAAAGCAAUAGUCGAUUACUACUUUGUGGAACUGAACAUAGAGAAGAAUUUUGAAGCACUACGGCAUUUUUUGUUAAUGGAAGAUGGAGAGUUUGCUCAAUCGCUUAGUGACCUACUAUUCGAGAAGCUUGGUUCAGGGCAAACUCCUGGUGAACUUCUGAAUCCACUGGUUCUCAAUUCUAUCUUAAAUAAAGCAUUACAGUAUAGCCUUCACGGAGACACCCAGCUUGCUUCCAAUCUUUCUUUUGCACUCAAGUACCUUCCAGAAAUGUUCAAACCCAAUGCUCCUGAUGCUCUGAACUGCUUGGAGCUACGGUACAAGGUUGAUUGGCCUCUGAACAUUGUCAUUACUGAGAGCUGCAUGAAUAAAUACAACAAGAUCUUCUCCUUUUUGCUGCAGUUGAAGCACAUGGUGUGGACUCUCAAGGAUAUUUGGUUCCACUUAAAACGUACUGCAUUAGUGAGUCGUGCAUCAAAUUCUGUUCAAUUUCGACAGCUCCAGCUGUAUAAACAUGAAAUGCAGCACUUUGUUAAAGUUAUUCAAGGUUACAUUGCUAACCAAAUAUUGCAUGUAACAUGGUGUGAAUUUGGAAACAAACUGUCUUUUGUAGGAAACCUGGAAGAAAUUCACAGAACACAUGCAGAAUACCUCAACAAAGCUAUUUUCAGAGGACUAUUGACUGAGAAGGCCACUCCUGUGAUGAACAUUAUUCACAGCAUCUUCAGUCUCAUUUUGAAGUUCCGCAGCCAGUUAAUCUCUCAGUCAUGGAACAUUGAUGCUGGCAAGCAAAUGGCUGUUCAUCCCAACUUUGGUUUGAUGCAACAAUCUUACAAUACUUUCAAAUAUUACUCUCACUUCUUAUUCAAAGUGGUAACCAAACUUGUAAAUAGGGGAUACCAACCUCACCUGGAGGACUUCCUGCUGCGAAUCAACUUUAAUAACUACUACAAAGAUAACUGAGCUCUAGUAUACUGUAAGGAAUACUGGUAGCAUGGUAAAGAAAAUACAGCUACAGCUUGAUGCUUAUUAUUUAUGGAAAUUGAUGCUAGUAACAGAGGCUUAUCUUAAGAAGUAAUCCAUUGUUCAAAACAACUUUGAAGAGUGAAACCAUAGCACUUAGAAAAUGAUGCCAUUUAGAAUCUGUACAAAUCACCACUUCAUCAGCACAUUGAGAACUGAUCCCGUCAUUACAGAUACAGGGAAGAAUGGGGCCUAGUGUUAACAUGGGAAAGGGCAUACAUGUAAAUCGGUUAAUAUAUAGUAUACAUUUUUCCUUUCAGUGUUGUGAAUUCAUGUUCAAUGUAAAUACAUGUUUGUGAAACAAAUAAACAAAAAGAUAUCUUUUAAAA